Messenger RNA from Caenorhabditis briggsae, 996 nucleotides. The transcript is spliced from 4 exons. The record is from RefSeq and is a predicted model, not a curated record. NCBI's taxonomy places the organism in Eukaryota, Metazoa, Nematoda, Chromadorea, Rhabditida, Rhabditidae. Bases 1 to 996 code for a protein of 331 amino acids. Gene Ontology annotation, molecular function: zinc ion binding; sequence-specific DNA binding; DNA-binding transcription factor activity. Gene Ontology annotation, biological process: regulation of DNA-templated transcription.
AUGGUUCAUGUCGCCAAAAAAUGUGUUAUCUGUGCACGUCUUACAAGUGACUUCAGUUAUGGAGUUGACUGUUGCAGUGCUUGUAAGAUGUUCUUCCGUCGUCAUGUGGUUAAAGAAGCGCUAUUGAAACCUUGUUUGUCCGGGAAUCAAGCUUGUCCGAAAGAUUUUCUCGCCGGUUGUCAAUUCUGUCGCUUUCACAAAUGCCUUCAAUCUGGAAUGACUUUGGAACCCCUGGUUCCAAAACUGCCACUCGAAGAACUUUUCGAAAAACUUUCUGAUUUUGAUCGGCAUCGAAACCGUAUUCUUUCAGACUAUCAUCCUUUAGAUCCAGAUUUGAAUGUAUCAACAAUAUUAUUCUUUAAAAAAUUAAAAUACCAACAAAGAAACGAUUUGGUUCCAAUGAAAUUCAGUUCUUGGAUCUAUAUCAGUUCAAUAGCCACUAUAGAGUUUAUGAAAAAGCUUCCCUUCAUUUAUCUGGCCAAUUCUUCAGACCAAUUGAUUCUGGUAAAAUCCUCUUUUAUCAAAGUCUCAAGCUUUUCGGCUGCAUCUCGAGCUUAUUUUUCUAAUCAGCAUGCUUUAUCCUUUCCUGAUGGUUCCGAUGUUCUUCCCUUUACUCCUGAUGUGAAGGGUCUAGAAGAAAUCGGGAAUCGAAUCCGAACACGGUUGGUCUCCAAAUUUAUUGAGCUCCAGUUGAGCAAAGAGGAGUUCUUGCUAGUUUUGAUAUUGAUCUUUUGCAAUCCAGCACUACUCGAUUUAUCUGAAACUGGGCAGAUUUUGGUGUCCACCUAUCAGAGUGUUUAUAGCAAUGCACUUUUCGAAUAUUGUAUGGAAACAUAUGAGAAACUUGGACCUUGUAGAUAUACGGAAUUGUUAUCGCUUAUCACUUUGGCUGAAAAACAUUUGGAAGAUGUCAAUAAUUAUUUUGUGAUUCUUCAACUUCAUGGCAUGGAUUUUUUGAUACCGGCUGUAGUCAAAGAGGGCAUAAAUUUGAUUUGA